GUGAAUAAUAAUAAUAAUAAUCGGAAAAAAAACAAGGACAAAAUCUCGAGGUCAAAAAAUAAAUAUAUUGAUCGAUCCAUUCACAGGCAACAUAUAUAUGUCUGAUGAAAUGCUUCACAAUGAUUAACAAAGACUUUUUUUUGUGAAUUUUAUUUUUUUCAUUUUGAAAACAAACCAAUUGAUAAUGGAUGAUAAAUGUAAAUAAAUGGACAUGUAAAGUGAAAAUAAAAUCUAAAUUUACAUACAAAUUGACCUGAUUAUAUUGAAUUAAUGUCAAGUGAUGUACACACACACACAUACAGAUUCGAAAUAUAAUCGAUUGUUUCGUCCAUCUAAUCCUUUAUCAUAUUUUGAAUUCAGGUUUUUGGAUUAUCUAUCCGAUGAACAUAAUCAACAGAUUUACGGAAAUGAUCAAUUCUUAUGUCUAAAGAGUCCAUUCGAUAAGAAUGAAAUUCCUUCAUUUAUCGUGAUGAUCGAUCAAUAAUCAAGUUAUUGUGACCGUAUGACUGGUGAUGAAUAUAUACUUGUGGCAUAUUUCACAUAUAGGCAUGGAUUGUUUACAUAAACAAACAAAAAACCCGAAACCAAUAACCGGAAUCUAUGCAUAACCAGUCACUCUUUUUUUUUGUUAUUGUUGUUGUUGCCAUUGGGUUGUUUAACAUCGAUGAUGAUGAUGUGCUUGCCAUCGAUAAUAAUAACGUAUCCGGUCAGGUCAUUUAUUUCGAAUUGUAAUCACUGCUGUCAUCAUCAAUUUUUAUUUCAAGAAACAAAUUUUUUUUCAAAAAUCAAUUUGAAAUGAUGAUUUGGACCAAAUUAUGUUUGGUUAUUGUUUUUUCCAUUUUUACAUCGUUCAUAUCGUAUAGUGAUCAACAAUUAUUUCGUCCAGGACAAGAACCACAGAAUGUGAUAAAUUCUCUAUUAACACCGAUUCUAUUACGAAGUGAAUGUACGGCAGCUGUUGAUAAUCGUAUGGGACUUUGUAUGCCAAAAAGUGCUUGUCUUAGUUCUGGUGGAUAUGUUGCUGGCACCUGUGGAUAUGGCGUACUUUCUUGUUGUGUUUAUCAAGGAACAUGUCGAGCUGUUGUCACAUCGAAUGAAACAUAUUUUGUAUCACCAAAUUAUCCAAAUCUAUUGACUGGACGUGUUGAUCCACCUGUUUGUAUAUUCACAUUACAACGUAAUCCAUUGAUUAUUAAAUUUCCAGUCUGUCAAAUUCGUAUCGAUUUCGAUGAAUUCAGUUUAGCUCCACAUUAUAAUGGUGCAUGUGGUAAUAGUAUCACUGAUUCAUUCCUGGUUUCGGGUGCAUCAAAUUUUAAUCAAUCUGGAUUGCCAAUAUCUGGCCUAUGUGGUGAAAUGACUGGCCAACAUAUUUAUCUGGAUGUUGAUCCUGAAAAAACUGAUGAACCAUUGUUGUUGAUUGUAAAUACAGCCAAUCAACAGGAAUAUAAUCGUAAAUGGAGUAUUCGUAUACGACAAAUUCCAUGUAAAUCACAAUAUCGAGCACCAGCAGGAUGUUUACAAUAUUACACAGCAUUAAAUGGUAAUAUUGAAAGUUUUAAUUAUCGUACAACAAAUCUACCAGUGGUUACAUCGACAACACCAAAAUCAAUACAAAUAGUUGAUACAAAGAUUGCCAAUAAUUAUCUAAAUAAUCUAAAUUAUGGUGUUUGUAUUGCUAAACAUCCACGUAUAUGUGCCAUCCGUUAUUCAGCUAUUGAAUUUGAUUUUGGUGGCAGCCUAGCGGAUAGUUCAACACCAGGUGAUAAAUGUAUAUCAACACAAACAUUGGCAUCGGAUGGUGAUUUUCUUGUCAUACCAUUUGGUACUGAUCAAUUGAAAAGUAAUCUAAUUGAUCGUUAUUGUGGACAACGAUUUUCACCAACACCAACAGCUGCUUUAACCAAUGCCGAUGUUUAUUCUUAUAUUAAUCCAUAUGUAAUCUAUGUACAUACGGAUAAUAAUGCAAUUGCCGAUGCUAAUACAAUUCAAAAUCAAAAAGGAUUUCUAUUGAAAUAUAUGCAAAUACCAUGUUGAUUGUAAUUUUCGAUAAAAGAAUAUCUAUAGAUAAUAAAAGAAUUUUGCCAAUUAAAA
This is a messenger RNA of Dermatophagoides farinae (American house dust mite), 2091 nucleotides long. RefSeq lists its product as uncharacterized. The record is from RefSeq and is a predicted model, not a curated record. NCBI's taxonomy places the organism in Eukaryota, Metazoa, Arthropoda, Arachnida, Sarcoptiformes, Pyroglyphidae.